Messenger RNA from Dentiscutata heterogama, 167 nucleotides. Lineage: Eukaryota; Fungi; Glomeromycota; Glomeromycetes; Diversisporales; Gigasporaceae. The record is from the annotation of a GenBank genome assembly.
CUUAUGAAGCUCACAUGAAUCAAUACUUGGUGGAUUUUGAAAAUGAUAGCCUUAGUUAUAGUUCGGUGAAAGCAAUCAUGACUGAUAAACUUGCAGGUCAUUCCCAGAAUAAACGAUCAAGGCAAUCCUCAUCUGAACCUAAGCUUGUGCUUGCAACCGCCUCUUGA